Molecule: messenger RNA, 4298 nt
Organism: Eriocheir sinensis (Chinese mitten crab)
Lineage: Eukaryota; Metazoa; Arthropoda; Malacostraca; Decapoda; Varunidae
Gene: qless
Product: all trans-polyprenyl-diphosphate synthase PDSS1-like
Exons: 8
Coding region: 140-1372 (410 amino acids)
Biological process (GO): isoprenoid biosynthetic process; ubiquinone biosynthetic process
Cellular component (GO): transferase complex; mitochondrion
Molecular function (GO): prenyltransferase activity
Source: RefSeq, a predicted model, not a curated record
GGCUGCCAGACCUCCUCCUCCAUGGCUCCCGCGGCACCUCCCAUCUCGGCACUGGCAGUGAGGCCGCCAGUGUAGCGUUAGAGCGCUCGCGAGGAGGCCGGCCAGGUACACACGGACGACUAAGGACCUGUUCUAAGCCAUGGCCAGCUCGAUGCGAAUCCGUGCGGUCCGUCUGCUUGAUAACCUUAUAAACCAAACGUUGGUGCUCUCUUCGCGGAGUGCGUCCCGGGCGUUAAGUGACAGCAGGAUACGAGGGGAUAACCCGGGAUGUCCUUCACCGUCCCUGCUGACCUCGGAAACGCGGUCCCGUGCGAGGGGGUACCACCGACGGCUUUGCUCGGCGGGGCGGGCGCUGCGGCAGGUGCAAGAACCGGGCCGCCAGACCACGCCCGCUUCAGCCACGCCACACCCCGCCACCCUCGCCGAAGAAGACCUCAGGCAUAUGUUCGACGAGAUAACGAAGGCGCUGGAGUCUCAGUUCGAACUUCAGGAGAUCGCCAAAUACUACUUCGACGGGCAGGGGAAGGCGGUGCGUCCCCUCAUCACCGUCCUCAUGUCCCGGGCCAUCAACACACACCUGCACGACGACGACAGACUGUUCAGCUCACAGCGGCAGGUGGCGAAGGUGGCGGAGAUGAUCCACACAGCUUCUUUAGUCCACGACGAUGUGCUGGACGCCUCCGACACCCGCCGCGGGAAGCCCUCCGUCAACUACCUUUACGGACAGCGAAAGGCGGUGAUGGCGGGCGACUAUAUCUUGUCCGUGGCGUCCACCAUGCUGGCCAGGAUCGGCAAUGAGGAGGUCAUCGUCGUUCUCUCGCAGGUUCUUGCUGACCUGGUGCAGGGGGAGUUCAUGCAGCUUGGCUCUAAAGAAAAUGAGAAUGAAAGGUUUGCCCAUUACCUCAAAAAGACCUUCAAGAAGACAGCCUCCCUACUAGCAUACAGCUGUAAAGCCGUGGCGGUGCUGUCCGGUGCUGAUGAGAACCUGCAGGAGGUGGCUUUCCAGUACGGCCGCAACGUGGGUAUUGCCUUCCAGCUGGUGGACGAUAUGCUGGACUUCGUGGCCUCGUCCAACAUCCUCGGGAAGCCCACAGCGGCAGACCUCAAGCUGGGCCUGGCCACGGCGCCGGUGCUCUUUGCAUGUGAAAAGUUCCCCGAGCUGAACCCAAUGAUCAUGCGGAGGUUCCAGGAGCCGGGCGACGUCCAGAAGGCCUUCGAGCUGGUGCACCAGAGCGACGGGCUGGAGCAGACGCAGUUCCUGGCGCGCCAGCACUGCCAGGAGGCCAUCAAGGUCAUCAGCACCCUCAAGCCCUCCGACGAGCAGAAGGCGCUCGUCACCAUAACGGACAAAGUGCUCAACCGCAUCAAAUAACACACACUUUGCCAUAGUGCAGGUGAGGGUGCUCUUCUUCACAAUACAUUUGCACAUAAGUACUUCUGGGCUGCAGGGCUCCGUGGUCAGUGGUGCCAGUGUUGUGGUGUGACGGGGUGAACACCGCUGGACUAUUUCUCUCAGAUCUCUGUCACAGCUUGAUACUUUUGGAAGGUUUGGAAAUUAAAAAAAAAAUUAAAUGAAUUUUUGUUACAACUGUAGAAAAUGUACAGCAUGAAAUUAGAUUAACAAUUUUAUUUUAUUUAUAUAUACUAUUAAAAAAUAAACAGACGUUUGUCUACCUGUACGUAAGAUAUUUAUCUCAACGUCAUUUAUGAAAGAAAAAUUGUACUUGUUCAUAAUUAUGAUGAACUGGUGAUGGGGUGAGGAGUGAAGUAAUCUGGCUUGUGGCGCUGCCCGAGGCACUUGGGUCUGUCACGAGGCUGGGUGCAGCAGCCGCCUGCAGUAUUAUUGCAGCCGUCACCCGUGGAUGCCAACCAAUGCUGCCGAUAUCGCUGUAAUUGGCUGAGGCCCGGCAGGCAGAGGAGACCAGUGUGCUCGCAAAACUUUGUUUUCCUUCAACAAAACUUGUUUUUCCAAUACUCUCACUACCUGCCUGGCCUCACAUUCUGUAGUUAUUUUGUAAGUAUUUUAGUGACAACGCUGUAAAUACUGUUUUGUUAUUUUGUAUGAUGUGACUGACAACAGUUACAGAUGUGUGCUAAUGUGUAAGGCUUGUUCACGUUUAAGUCACGGCCAGCGGUGGUGUGUGGGGGAGGCGCGCCGUGCCUUGGUGUGCUGCAGCCACAGCCUGGCGCUGGGGUGACGGCCUUGCCGCCACCACUCUUAAGUACACACAUCAAGCAGAGGCGCUGAACCCUGACAAGCAGCGACAACAACUGCUUCAUGAAGUUGAGGAAGGAAAAUAAAUACAGCAAAAUAUACAACUAAGUUAAAUAUAAAACUGGUUCUCUGCACCAUCAUCAAAAACAGGAACUGAAGUACCGUUCACAAAAUCUUUGGUAUCACGAUAAUUCAAGGUUAAAUCAUUAGACAUUCACGAUGGUCUAGUUUCUGGAAAGCUAUAGUGACAACAUGCUACCGUAUAUUGACGAAGGCUCCUUUUACUUUGGCAUAAAAAUUGCUUGCCAUUAUUUGUAUUGAGUGUGUACAAAACAUGUUAUACUCUCCAUGCAUGAAGCACGCCUGGACGCGUUGGUCUGAUUCACAAGGGAACACGUGCUUGGCUGCGAGUGUUGAGGACCCUCGUUGCUGUCCUGCGCCCCCACACCCCACACUGUUACUGGUACUCUCUGGUUGUUGCCAACACUGCCUUGUUUCAUGCAAAGUGUACAUAUGUAUAUUAGUGUACCGGUGAGAGGGAGGGUUGUAAGAUAUUUUUAAUUAUUGGCAAUAUUUUUUUCCUCAUUAUCGUUAAGUCUUUAAUCCUUCCAUUGCUCAAUUGAGUUUCCCGAUGUUCCGGCAUUUCAUUGAUUGUGGCAACAAGUUUAGAUUGUAUCUCUGUUUUGACGGCAGAGUUUAUUUUCUUAGAAACGCCUUUGUAGAGGUUGUGGGGGUAGUGCACAGUUUGCUGACUGCCACAGGGCUUGGCUGGCCGCGGGUGCCCAGACGCUGCUGCUGACCUGGUCUGGACUUCUAGGAAAGAUUUAAUGUUGGUCUUUUGAGAGAAAACAUGAUGAACUUAUUUUUCUGAAGAGACUCAAUGUUUGUAAAGAUGUAAAUGAAUAGUUUUAUAGAUGUAAAAAUGUGUAGUGCGUAAUAGUUGCUCUCACUCUGCAUGUAAAACUGGAACAAUAUAUUUUGAGAACUGUACAAAAAGAGGACCACUGAGAGACAUGAGCACAAAGUUGACUGAAGCCUUGCUUGGCUGCCACUCACCAGUGUGUGUGUGUGUGUGUGUGUGUGUGUGUGUGUGUGUGUGUGUGUGUGUGUGUGUGCAAGAGCUUCACACACUCAAAAUCAAAAUCGUGCAAGUGAUUCAAAUAACUUUAACUGUUGACUAACAUGGAUUGAUUAUUUCAACCUUCAAAGUGUCACGACUUGGAAAAAUGAGGUGUAUAUGUGAUUACAGUGAUGGCAGUGUGUCAUGUGUUUAGUGAGUGUUGUGUGUGUGGCUGAUUAAACUUGUGUGGCUUGGCUGUACAAGUGGGUCACAUCUCUCGCGUGUCUCCUUAUGUAUAUACAAGAUGUGAAAGGCCUGACAGACUUGCCUUGUGUGACUGACGUGCAGCAUCUUGUAACCUUCCAUGAACUACAAAUCUGCAGCCUCACCUCAGUGGGUUCCUGACAAGCCCACAGACAAGCACACUAGUUACAUCUCCCUCCAUCUUCGCCAGAGUUUUAAAAUGUUUGAUCUCGUGUGGGCCAGUAAGCAACAGGAGCAGAAGUAGCUGGCCGUGUGUUUUGCUUCAUCCAUCGCAGGGAGUUUGAUUUGCUUGAUUUAUAACCUCAGUUCAUCUCAUUUAUUCUGAUCCAGUAAUAGUUUGUCAUGACCCACAACAUCGCUUAGCUUCAUUGUACAUAAACAUUUUUCCAGCAAGUCUGUCACAGCGGACACCAAGCACUGCCUUCCAAGCUUUACCUAACAUCUCUUCACCACGUCGCUGAUUCUCAUAGAUAUACCUUGGUUGCUGAUGGAAAAAAAAGGAGAUUGUUGAUACUGAACUGAUGCGCUCCCCGGUGAUUCAAGAGUGAAAUAUUUUACUGCUAACACGCUAAAGACUUGUAUGAAAUGUAUAUUGUUGACAUGUGUACAGUUGCAAUAUGUAAAGAGUCUAUGUAGAGAAGCCUUUGUUAGUUAUGGAAACCAAUCACUGCCUUGACCUCAGCAUCCAUGUGUCUGAGGCCGGCCAGGCAAGCUCUGUGGUAUUUUGUGAACAUUUGUUAAUAAAGCUAUAUUCUUUUA